Plasmodium fragile is the source of this 1371-nucleotide messenger RNA. RefSeq lists its product as uncharacterized. NCBI's taxonomy places the organism in Eukaryota, Apicomplexa, Aconoidasida, Haemosporida, Plasmodiidae. Gene Ontology annotation, cellular component: Ndc80 complex; kinetochore. Bases 1 to 1371 code for a protein of 456 amino acids. The transcript has a single exon. The record is from RefSeq and is a predicted model, not a curated record.
AUGAGCGGCGGGGGUGAGGUCGUGCCCAGACUCAGCUUUGAGGAAAUGCGGAGCGAGAUGAGCAAGUAUGGCGUAGAAAUAACGCAGGGGACUCUGAAAAAUCCCACGACAGAAGACAUGCAAGGGGUGUAUAGUAUGUGUAUAAAGCACAUCCUAAACAAAGACAUUAACAAUAUACGUAUUGAAGAAUUCACAGGGGACUUAAAAAGUUCCAUGCCGUCCAUUGACGGCAUUCAAAUUUUGCCCAACGAAGGAAAGAACCACUUACAGGCGAUUGGAAAUUUGCGUUUCAUUCGCCACUGUGAACAAAUAAAUAAAAUUUUGUGUGUAGAAAAUACACUGAGUUAUUUAUUCAAGCCAGUGAGCAGUCACAUGACAAGACUUAUAAAUGCAUUCAUUCACUUCACCAAGUAUAAGGAGCAAAUUUACCUGGACAAUGAAAUUAAAAUUAAAAAAAUUCAAGAGGGGAAGAGUGAAGACUUUGCAUUGGAUUCUGAACUUAAAGGAGUGAAGAACGAAUUACAAUCUCUGUUAGAACAUUUUGAACAAAUAAAAAACAGUGUCCUUAGUGAAAAAAAUAAAAAAAGGGAUUACGAAGAAGAAAUAAUUAAUAACCAGAAUUUACUCAACGCACAACAGAGCACGAUCAUUUCUUUAAGAGCGACAAAAGACAAAAUUGCAAAUGAAACAAAUGAACUGAUAUUUCAGUUUUCUCGCUUCAGACAAAAAAAAGAAGACCUGGAAGAUCAAAUUGUCCCUUCACCUGAAAAGCUACAAGAAUAUAAUCAGGAGUUGAAAAAUCUCCUCCUACAACACAUGUCUUACUUCGAAUCCGAUAAGAAAAAAAAUGAAGAAAUUAAAAAUAAAAUAAACGUGGCGGACUUAUGUUUGAAAAAACUUGUAGAGCUGUUAACCUCGUUGACUAGCCAUUUUAACGAUACAAUAAAAUAUCACAUACAAAAAAAGGAGGAGUUAAAAAAUUUGGAAAAGCACUUGAAGACGUUGAAAGGUGAUAAGGAUAAUUUAACCAUGAGGAAGAAGGAUCAGGAAAAAAUUUUGCGUGACACAGAGCAGUAUUUUGCUGAGCAAAAGGCCAAGUGGAAUGCCAAAGUUGAAGGAGAGGAAAAAAACGUACUCGUUGUGGAGAAAAAAGUCAAUCAAUUGUAUGAACAAAUAGACCAGCUGAACAGGCAGGCUGAUAGGGAAGCCCAAGAAAUUGACUCCAUCGCCAAGCUCAUUCAGGACACGCUCGAGAGCUACAGUCGGAACUUUGCUGUAGUGGACGACCUGACCGAGCGCACACGCAAUUCGCACGCUGUGCUCUCUACCAAGGUCCGCACGCUCGUGUUGCCCUGCGCGGGCAAGCCCUAA